AUGGCGAAUCGACUCUCCCACUCCCUCAACGAGAUCGAGUCUCACACUCCCGCGAUUAAGUCGCAAGGUACUGAGAACGACGUUGUCUCUAAGAAUGGCGAGCAGAUCGAAGAGGGUGAUCAUGUAUACACAAAAAUAAGAGGCGGAAGGCACGAGGGGGAUGUAAACAAGAUCGUAACCGACCAAGAGGAAGCCGAUGCAGAAGGUGUAAAGCAUCCACCAAAGGUGCUAUUUACAGACCAGAAGGGGAAGGAUGUAGCGCAUAAUCCAGGUACACUUGAUGUCACGGAUAAAGCCUGA
This is a messenger RNA of Alternaria atra, 300 nucleotides long. RefSeq lists its product as uncharacterized. Bases 1 to 300 code for a protein of 99 amino acids. The record is from RefSeq and is a predicted model, not a curated record. The transcript is spliced from 3 exons. NCBI's taxonomy places the organism in Eukaryota, Fungi, Ascomycota, Dothideomycetes, Pleosporales, Pleosporaceae.